CCCCUUCGUUCUCCUCACCCAUCCCUCCUGUUGCAACUGCACGGUCGAUUUGUUGUUCGGGCAACUGUCAACAGCAUGAGUUUAGUCUGCCCGUUGCAGGUCGGCUUGUGUGGCGCUUCCAGUUUGCCUAGCGACCUGUUGAUUCGCGGUGUGGUUGUGGGACCUGUGGUGUUGAUGCGUGAAAAACUUGCUGCUCCAUGAGGCCCUGCACGGAGAACAAGAGAGCAAGGGCGAACAGGGUACCCUGGGCGACCACCUGCUAUUCAGCGAGGGCGACCAGGGCAGCUCCAAAGACGAAAUGCAGCUCCACGAGCUCCCGAAGGGCAACUUCAUUGGCAUGGGCGACCCAGGUACUUCGCCAGGCGCUGGCGACGAUGUGGCGGACGAGCGCUCGAGCAACGCAGGUACGGAGAGCUCGAACGACAGCGACGAUGAUGCCAACAGCCUUGAGCAGUUUGCUGUGCGGCGCACCUUUUGCGUGAGUGUGCAAAGCUGGCUCUCUAACGGUGAAGGGGUGAUGAAUGGGUUGGAGAGCGUGUUCUGGCAGCUCCUUGACCAGGCGUUAGACACGGCCUUAGCAGAGACACGCACGAAUUACAAAGCUGUGUUUCGGCGAGGGUGGGCCUGUAUAUGGCCGCGUUUGCCCAUGUAUCGUCGAAUGUCCGCACUCGAUCUCUUUGACACUCGGUUGGACGAUAAACAGUUGCCGACGUUGCGCGAACAUGUCGGCACCGUCCCACCUCCGCACAGAGCAGACGAGUGCCGUCCAGCCGCCGCCUAGAUGUGUCGAGGUAGAUCUGCCAGCCGAGUCGGG
Molecule: messenger RNA, 814 nt
Organism: Prorocentrum cordatum
Lineage: Eukaryota; Dinophyceae; Prorocentrales; Prorocentraceae
Source: the annotation of a GenBank genome assembly